AUGACCAUCGCAGCAGCGACGGUUCUACCGACUCGCUCGGCGGCGAUUGUGACGGAUAAAGAUAGGGUCAAGCCGCCUCCAAAGGUGUACCCUGUCCAGGAUCAUCCGUUCAAAGGGUACCAUCCUCCGCAGCCAGAUGGCUAUGAGCAGAGCAAGUCUACGGCCAACACAAGUGCCAUAGUUAUCGACAAUGGCUCCCAUCUUGUCAAAGCCGGUUGGUCGUUCGACAAGAACCCACGAUUCAUCAUCCCACCUGUGAUGAGCCGUUAUCGAGACCGCAAGCUCAACAAGGCGUGCCAAUUCGUCGGUUACGAUGCGUACGUCGAUGCGACAACGCGUGGACAGCUCCGCUAUGCCUUCGAUCCGGGCACGAGCAUAGUGGGUAACUGGGAUGUUAUGGAAGGGCUUCUGGACUACCUGUUCCUGAAGCUAGGAGUGGAUGGCGCAAACGGAGGCGUUGACAGGCCGAUCGUUCUCACAGAGCCGAUCGCAAACCUGACAUAUCCUCGACGGAUGAUGAACGAGAUCCUCUUCGAAUGCUACAACGCGCCGUCCGUCGCCUACGGUAUCGACUCUCUCUUCGCAUACCGCUACAAUAAAGGAACAGACGGUUUGAUCAUCUCGUCGUCACAUACUUCUACACAUGUUGUGCCUGUGCUGAAUUCGAAAGCCUUGCUCUCAAAUUCGUCCCGGUUGAACUGGGGUGGUGCGCAGGCUUCGGAUUAUCUGUUGAAACUCAUGCGAUUGAAGUAUCCAACAUUCCCCGCACGGAUCACAGAAAAUCAGAUGGAGGAUCUCAUUCAUAAGCACUGCUACGUUUCGCAGAAUUACGACGAGGAACUAAGCCACUAUUUGGACUGGUCCGGGCUGGAAGAUAGGGACCAUGUCAUUCAAUACCCAUAUACGGAGCAUGUGGUACAGGAAAAGACGGCGGAGGAACUCGCGCGCAUUGCAGAGAGAAAGAAGGAGAGCGGACGCCGGUUGCAGGAGCAGGCCGCUAAGAUGCGCCUUGAGAAGCUGGUGAAGAAGGAGCAAGAACUUGAAUACUACAAGGACCUGCAGCGUGGUCUUGCUUCGGAGCCUAAGAGAGAAGUCAAGAGGAUAUUGGACGCUGAAGAUCUUAAGGAUGAGGCUCAUCUUGAGAGGACUAUAAGGGAUCUUGAGCGGUCAAUCAAGAGGUCGCGAAACAAGGAUUUAGGGGUAGAGGAGAACGAAGAAACUCCGGAAGAGGCAUCUUUUCCCUUACUUGAUGUCCCUGACGAGGAACUUGAUGAGGCUGGCCUUAAGGAGAAACGUCACCAGCGCUUGAUGAAAUCAAACAUUGAAGCAAGGCAGCGUGCGAAGGCGGAGAAAGAGAGGGAAAAGGCCCGUAAGGAGGAAGAAGAACGACUUGACAAUGAGAGGCGAGAGAAUGACUUCGAGAACUGGAUUGCUGAGAGGAGGGCUGCGCGACAGGCUCUUCUUCAGAAGAUCAAGGAACGAGAAAGGCUAAAGGCCGAUCUUGGAAACCGCAAGUCCCUCGCAAGUCAAAUGCGCAUGAAGACACUCGCCAACCUCGCUGCCGACGGUCCCAAGAAACGUCGCAGAGGCGGUGAUGAUGACACUUUCGGUGCAAACGACGAAGACUGGGGUGUUUACCGUACCGUGGCGACAGGCGAACAAAGUGACGACGAGGAAGAAGAGGACGUUGAGGGUAUGCUGAAGUCAGUCGAGGAACAGCUCCUCAAGUACGAUCCAGAAUUCACAGAGCAACACACCCUUGCAGCGCAAUCGGAUUGGACAAAGAGCCUUGUUCACUCCUUCUUACGUGGACCCUGGCCAUUUGAUCCAGAAAGCCAGCGAGAGGCUCACCAGCUCCAUCUGAACGUGGAAAGAAUCAGAGUACCUGAGGUAGUAUUCCAGCCAUCAAUCGCCGGUGUCGACCAGGCAGGUCUCGUAGAAAUCGCAGCCGACAUCGUCAACCAGCGCUUCUCAAAUGCUGAUGAUCGCGCUCGUUUACUACGUGAUGUAUUCCUUACCGGCGGAAACACCCUAUUCCAAGGCUUCGAGGAGCGGUUCCGCCAGGAAUUCAGGGCUGUUCUUCCUCUCGAGGCGGAGCUCAAAGUUCGCCGUGCAAACGACCCAGUCCUCGAUGCAUGGAGAGGUGCUGCGCAGUGGGCCUCAGGACCAGAACUGGCCAAGUCUUCAAUAUCAAGACAGGAAUACCUCGAGAAAGGAAGCGAGUAUAUCAAGGAACACGAUCUUGGAAACAUGGCAAACAUCGCAUGA
Molecule: messenger RNA, 2268 nt
Organism: Paecilomyces variotii
Lineage: Eukaryota; Fungi; Ascomycota; Eurotiomycetes; Eurotiales; Thermoascaceae
Product: putative chromatin remodeling complex subunit
Exons: 5
Coding region: 1-2268 (755 amino acids)
Biological process (GO): regulation of DNA-templated transcription
Cellular component (GO): cytoplasm; Ino80 complex
Source: RefSeq, a predicted model, not a curated record